Aphidius gifuensis is the source of this 1173-nucleotide messenger RNA. Its product is annotated as F-box/LRR-repeat protein 2-like. Lineage: Eukaryota; Metazoa; Arthropoda; Insecta; Hymenoptera; Braconidae. Gene Ontology annotation, biological process: SCF-dependent proteasomal ubiquitin-dependent protein catabolic process. Bases 1 to 1173 code for a protein of 390 amino acids. The record is from RefSeq and is a predicted model, not a curated record. Gene Ontology annotation, cellular component: SCF ubiquitin ligase complex. The transcript has 5 exons.
AUGCUGCUACCAGUGCCUGAAAGAAUAGCCAUAAAAAAAGUUUGUUCCAAAUGGAAAGAAGCAUGUGAACUAGCUUGGUACGACAUUAAAAAUUACUCAUUUGGCGGUGGUGUUUUUGAUGGAAAGUUGUUGGCACCAUCAUAUGUUGAAGAAGCAUUAUCAAAUUUUGGUAUUUAUUUGAGAGUUCUGGCUCUUUGGAGAAAUUGCAACUCUAGUGUUAUGCCUAUCAUAGAACACAUUGAUAUUAAUAUUAACCACUGGGACAUAAAGACUCCAAACAUACUCAAUAAUAUUUUGAAUUCAUCCAAGAGUAUAAGAUAUUGCAAUAUUAUGUUGCAUCCAGAUUGUAAUGCACCAGAUAUUUCAAUUAAAAAUUGGGAUAAUCUUCUAAACUUGGAACAUCUCGGUACUCGUUGGAGAAUUAAUAAUAACACAGCAAUCAAAUUGGUAAAAUAUUGCAAGAAUUUAAGGUCUUUAGAUAUAAGGAGUGAAGGAAUAAUAGAAACAGCUCUUCAAAAAUUGACAGAACUAAAAAAUCUUGACACUUUAAAUUAUUCUUUCGCGGAUGGAAUUGCAAUGGAUGAACUUGAUAAUGCAAUACUUACAAUUUCAAACACCUGGAAAAAACUUAAACAUCUGACUAUAUCAGAUGAUAGUCCCCCAGAUGAUAUUGAUGUUGAUAAUAUUGAACCAUUUGAUCCUUCAGUAAUUUAUGAUGAGUUGUCAAAAUUGCAAUAUCUUGAAGAGUUAAAUGUGUUAAAUAUGCGUGAUUUCCAAGAUAGCAGUAUUAUUGCUAUUGCUAAUUCAUCUCUCAUGUCUAUAAUCAGCUUGGAAAAUUUAGAAGAAUUAAAUGUCGGUAAUAUUGAUGGUGUUACAGAUAAUUUUAUCAGUAAAUUGAAAGGACUAAAGAAACUUCGGUGUGAAUAUUCUAAAAACAUCACUGAUGCUGGCAUGAUUCAAUGCUUAAAAAAUUGUCCAAAUCUUGAAGCUCUUUGUCUCUACCACUCUAACAUUACAAUUAACACGCUUGUUGGUGCUGAUGAAAUAACUCAAAAUCGUAUAAAUAAUAUUGUUUUGUAUUUAUUCUAUAAUAAUUCUACAGAAGCUUCAAAGUUAAAAACUAAAUCCAAAUGGUUAGUUCUUCGUCCCGGAAAGCGGAAUUAUUGCGGAUAA